GAUGGGCAGCUGAUGUCUCUCUGGGUGCUGCUGGUUACGAGCUUCAGCCCUCGAUAGCCAACGUGCCACUUGAGAGUGAGUUGCAAAGUGGCAAGCCAUCAUCAGGGAGGCAGAAGAAACUCAGCUGCAGCGGCUAUGCCUUCUCCCCGCCUUUCCUUCUUCGGCCUUCUCUUCCUCCUGCUUCUGAUGCUGGGCUCCGCUUCUCAAGAUGAUGGCGUGGUGAUCACAAGCAGUGGCCCCGUGAAAGGCAAGACGGUCCCAACCAGCUCAGGCUCUGUGACGGCCUUCCUGGGCAUCCCGUAUGCCGAGCCCCCUGUGGGGAAGCUGCGUUUCCAGAAGCCCCGCCCUCACCAGCCGUGGAGCCGUGUCUUGGAGGCCACCAGCUUUGGCAACUCUUGUCCCCAGACAAACAUUUCCAAGUUCCCCGAUGCAGCCUUAUGGACUGCCAACACGCCACUUUCGGAGGACUGCCUUUUUCUCAACGUCUGGGUGCCCAGCCCGCGGCCCGUGGAGCCCAUGCCUGUCCUUGUAUGGAUCCAGGGUAUCGGCCUGAUCAGCGGCACCGCCUCCCUGGAUAUCUACAACGGAGCGUUAUUGGCUGCUACAGAAAAAGUCAUUGUGGCGUCCAUGAAUUACCGCUUGGGGGCAUUGGGCUUUCUGUACAUGCCUCCAGAAGCACUGGGAAAUGUUGGCUUGUGGGACCAAUGGCUGGCUCUGAAGUGGUUGAGACAGAAUGCUGCUGCCUUUGGCGGGGAUCCGGCCCAGCUGACCCUCCUUGGGCAAAGUGCUGGAGCAGCCAUGGUGGGUUUCCAUUUGCUCUCUCCAGCAAGCAACCCCCUUUUUGCCCGUGCUGUGCUUCAGAGCGGAGUCCCCAAUGCCUUCUGGCCUUGGAAAACUACCGAAGACGCCGAACAAGAUACAGUCGGGGUAAGCAGCGCAGUGGGAUGUGCCAGUGAAAACCGGACUGCCGUGCUCAAGUGCCUACAAGAAAUAGACAUUGAAGAUAAAGCAUUUGAGCCCCUGUAUUCCAUCAACUCAUUGACAAUUGAUGGAGAGUUCCUCCCAGAUGAACCCCCGAAGCUUCUGGACAGCACAGCCUUGCAGGGGAAACCAGUCCUCACUGGUAUCACAGCUGAUGAAGGCUCAACCUUUGUAUUAUUUUGGUAUCCUAGCGCUGAAGGGGAUGGCAGGAUACUGACCUGGGAGGAGCUCCUUCAAGGAGUGAAGGGAACCAUGGAAAGGGGAACUGCAGAAGAGGUUGCUGAGGCUGUAGCCCUGAGGUUCAGCGAAGGUUACGAUGGGCCAGAACGGUACCGUUUGGCCUUUGCUCAAUAUUUUAGAGAUUAUUUCUUUUCAUGUGCACUGCAUGAAUUUGCUGCAAAGAUGAGCAAGACAAAAAUCCAGACACAUCUCUACAACCCUAUAAAGUAUUCUUUAGAGGUGAAAGAAACGAAGACUCCGGUGUAUGUGUAUUCCUUUGAUCACCGUACUUCUGCCUCUGAUUGGCCUGAGUGGGUACAGACACCCUAUGCAGUUGAGAUACCUUACCUGUUCGGAAGCUUUGCAUCCGCAUUUCCAAGAAACAAAUCAGUCACACAAGCCGAGGUUGCCCUGAGCCGCCGAGUGAUGCGAUACUGGGCAGAGUUUGCCAGGAGUGGAAAUCCCACGCGGUCCGAACCAACCGAAGCGCAAUGGCCGGUGUAUGAUGUGGAAGAGCAGAAAUUCUUCCAGAUCAGCACAGCACCACCCCAGCUCAAGCGGCUGAGACCACCCCCACCCUGUGAUUACUUAGCCACACUUCGUAUGAAAGGAACCAGCAAGGCGAAACCCCAAGAGGACACUGCUUGACCCGUUUGAGAGAAGGAUGUGAAGAACAAGAAAAGAAUCUAAGAUAGCCGACUGUGGAAUACCUUUCAUCAGUUGAGAUAAUUGAUUGGUUGAAACCAGUGAGUUACCACUGAGAGGGUCAAACAUGGAUGCCAGAAGUAGUUUCGCAAGAUACUAAAGAUGCGCUCUUUAGCAUUGCAGCACUUCUAUCCAUGUGCUACUAAAUAUUACUAUUGUUUAUGGGCAAUGCUGAAUGCUGAAAGAAAUAAACUUCUGAAAUGCAAUAGAA
Messenger RNA from Varanus komodoensis (Komodo dragon), 2116 nucleotides. RefSeq names its product cholinesterase-like. Lineage: Eukaryota; Metazoa; Chordata; Lepidosauria; Squamata; Varanidae. Gene Ontology annotation, molecular function: acetylcholinesterase activity. The transcript is spliced from 4 exons. Bases 136 to 1848 code for a protein of 570 amino acids. The record is from RefSeq and is a predicted model, not a curated record. Gene Ontology annotation, cellular component: plasma membrane. Gene Ontology annotation, biological process: choline metabolic process; acetylcholine catabolic process.